GCAUGCUGGUAAAUGUAGUCAACAAAGGCGUCAAAAUGGUGGAUUUUCAACCUCCUCCUUUCAGAACCUUGGACGAUUUUCUGCUGGGUUCGGCUCGAUUGUCUGUGCCUGAUGUUCGUAACUUGGAUCGGUGGAAUAACCGAAUCAUUAACAACCUUCUGUAUUACCAGUCGAACUAUUUUGCUUUCGCCGCGGCAUUUUUGGUUAUAGUCGGAUAUUUCCAACCACUCCAGCUGAUCCUUGGGGCAACAAUUGUGAUCCUUCUGUUUUGGGGGUUUGUCUGGGCAGCUGAAAACAAGGCGGUAAUCCGACGAUUCCGGAGGAAUCAUCCAUCGCUCUCCCUGGCUGCAAUUUUGGGCUCCAGCUACCUUCUUCUGUCUGUUUUGGGAGGAGUAGCUGUUUUCCUCUUUGGCAUUGCCUUCCCCAUAUUAAUGAUCUUACUUCAUGCUUCAGUAAGACUCAGAAGCCUUAAGAACAAACUAGAGAAUAAGUUGGAGAGUAUAGGAUUGAAGAGGACACCCAUGGGCCUGCUACUGGAAGCGCUGGGACAGGAACAAGAGGCUGGAUCAUAGCUGUGCUAACUAUUAACUAACUGUGCUAUCGCUCACCCCUUCUGUCCUAUGAGCUUCUUACAUGUCCUUAAAAUAUGUAUGAAAACAGAUAUUGGCAAAAAAUAUA
Messenger RNA from Rhinichthys klamathensis goyatoka, 678 nucleotides. It is a transcript of the gene praf2, whose product is annotated as PRA1 domain family, member 2. The record is from RefSeq and is a predicted model, not a curated record. The coding region runs from base 3 to 572 and encodes 189 amino acids. NCBI's taxonomy places the organism in Eukaryota, Metazoa, Chordata, Actinopteri, Cypriniformes, Leuciscidae. The transcript has 3 exons. Gene Ontology annotation, cellular component: membrane.